UUUGAGCAUUCUAGCUAGCUUCAAGUUAACCUUUUGCUUCAUUGAAAAGUUGUUUAAUCUGUCCAUAUUUAAUUUUAUAUUUCUUCUAUAGACAUUCAUGUUACAAAAUCGAUUUUACAUGAUGCUACCAUAAGACAAAGUUUCAACACACACAUGACACAACCAAUUCUUUUUCAUCAUAAUUCACAACUCACAGUGCAAGAAAAAAAUCCACAAUUUAGUAUAAUUUAAACACGCAUCUUCUUAUCCUUAAUAUAUAAUUAAAAAUAAUUUUUAUAAAAGAUUUUUUCGCCCUGUGUACUCUUUAAAUCAAAUGGCCCAAGUCUCCUUGGUAUAAUUAGUGUCUAGAGAGGAGGAGAAUGUGUAACACCACUCCAUGGUGUGAAGUUUAAUGUUCUUAGAGAUUAAGACACCUAAUGUAUAUCCGUGACACCUGGGCACUUGAAGGUAGUAUAGUGGUGGCAUGCAUGCAUGCACGGAGAGGAAAAUUGAAUUUGUAUUUCAGUGACAAAAGGGAAAGCCAGGAUUGAAUUAGAUUGAAAACACAUCAUACAUAGAUAAGGGAAUCAAAGAAGCAUAUAUUAUAUAUAUACAAGGCACAUGCACGAGUCAAAAGAAAGACAGAAAGCACAUCGUCACAUGUGAAUCGAAGCAAAAAGGAGAAGAGACUAGUGGGUUGUGGCGGAUUUUCGAGAUCACAGAUAAGAAAAAAAUGAGUUUAUUUUCCAAAACUUUUACUCAGACUUGAUUUAUAGUUAUAUACAAGAGAAAAAGAAGGAAGACACAAUCAAAAUGGACAUCUGGAAGCUUUUUGUCAUUGCAUUGAUGCCAAAUCUGAAAGUAUUGUUGAUUACUGUUCUUGGCACCUUCCUUGCAAUUAAUCGCCUUGACAUACUUACUGAAACAGCAAGGAAGAACAUGAAUACUAUGGUAUAUUUUGUCUUUUCUCCUGCUCUUGCUUGUAGCAGCCUGGCUAAAACCAUAACUUUAAGGAGUAUGAUUACAUUGUGGUUCAUGCCACUGAGUAUUCUUCUCACAAUUAUUAUUGGGACAGCUCUAGGAUGGUUACUUGUUAAAAUAGCUAGAGUUCCUCGUCAUCUUCGAGGUCUUGUGUUGGGGUGUUGUGCUGUAGGAAAUCUGGGAAAUUUGCCUCUUAUUAUAGUUCCAGCUAUCUGUAAGGAAAGAAGCAAUCCAUUUGGAGAUGUGGAUAUUUGUUACAAAAAUGGACUGGCAUAUACUUCUCUGUCAUUGGCACUAGCAUCCAUUUUAGUGUGGUCUUAUGCAUUUAACAUUGUGCGCAUAUAUUCAACUCAAGAGAUUUCCAAUGUUGUCGAAGUUGAUCAAUUCACUGUAAAUCCAACAUCUACAACAGAAACUGAUCCAGAAAACCAUUCAAAAUGCUCCACACAAACAUUGGUUACAACUGAAGAUAGAUACCAUACUAAGAAUUGUGUGAAUCAACUUGAAAUUGAAAUUGUGGUGCCAAAUGGACAAGAAAAGAAGGAAAAGUUAAUGCAAUGCCCACAAACAUUAGCUAUAUGGAGCAACUUGAAGCUAUUAUUUCCACCUACAUUGAUUGGAGCGAUUGUUGGUUUGAUAAUCGGUAUAGUCCCUCAAUUUCGAAAAUUGUUAGUUGGUGAAAGUGCUCCUCUUCUUGUGAUUCAAGACUCUCUCAUUAUGAUAGGGGAUGCAUGCCUUCCAGCAAUGACUAUGUUGGUUGGGGCAAAUCUUCUUGAAGGUUUAAAAGGGCAAGGAGCGCAACUUCCAAUUAUUGUAGGCAUUAUUAUAGUUAGAAAUAUUGUCUUGCCGGCUAUAGGUGUAGGCAUUGUUAAAGGUGCUGUCCAUUUUGGCUUGAUCCAUCAUGAUCCAUUAUAUGAGUUUGUUUUACUCCUUCAAUUCGCCCUUCCACCUGCAGUAGCUAUAAGCACAUCUACUCAAUUGUUUGGAAACGGAAGGGGUGAAUGCUCAAUUAUUAUGCUGGCAACUUAUUCUUGUGCUGCAGUGUCUCUUACUCUUUGGUGUACAUUCUUCAUAUGGCUUGUACUAUAGUUACCUAAAUUUUAUUGCCUUAUAUUUUUCCUUUGACUUGCUUAUGAAGAGCUAGACAAGAUGAAUAAGUUGUUUUGACUUAAGAUUUUAUUAUGUUUAAUAUUUUGGUUUUGAUAAGAGUCUCCCUUGAUGAGGUGACAAUUUUAAGUUGUUUAUGUUGCUUAAUUGUGUGCAUAUGACUGACAAGGCGGUCAAGCUACCUGCACCCGUCUAGUCCUAUCAUUUUGUGGCUCUUUCUGAGAGACGGGAAUGUAAAUAGAAAAUAUCGCCUGGUGGUUGGGUAACAAUAAUGACAUUUGUUGAUAUGCCACAACUUGUUUACUAAGAUCAUCAUAUAUUAUUAAUGUGUGCAUUCCAUUAGAGUGCUACUAGGUGCACCAGCAUUUUUGCUGGUGCACCCAACAAAAA
Glycine soja is the source of this 2457-nucleotide messenger RNA. RefSeq names its product protein PIN-LIKES 3-like. The transcript is spliced from 11 exons. NCBI's taxonomy places the organism in Eukaryota, Viridiplantae, Streptophyta, Magnoliopsida, Fabales, Fabaceae. Gene Ontology annotation, biological process: endoplasmic reticulum to cytosol auxin transport. Bases 793 to 2049 code for a protein of 418 amino acids. The record is from RefSeq and is a predicted model, not a curated record. Gene Ontology annotation, cellular component: membrane.